Molecule: messenger RNA, 1476 nt
Organism: Peniophora sp. CBMAI 1063
Lineage: Eukaryota; Fungi; Basidiomycota; Agaricomycetes; Russulales; Peniophoraceae
Source: the annotation of a GenBank genome assembly
AUGAUCACCGUCUUCACGCGCAAUUACCCGAUGGAUCUCAUCCGCCCAACACGCUUGCUAUACGAUCUCAUUGCGUUCAGCGACGACGUAGCGUACCAGCGCAGCGUGUUCUACCGCUUCCUCGCUGGGCUUGAGCAGGAUGUGUGGGGCAUCGAGCACAAGACGGCCAUUCUGCGGCUCAUCAUCAUGCCCAUGAUCGUCUACCGCGCACGCUCAGCUUCGCGUGACGCGCUACUCGACUCCGGCCUCGUCAAGCAGAUCCAUAAGCUGAUCUUGAUGCCUAUGAUGGCUGAGAACCCGCUUCUUGACGGCGACUACCUCCUGCAUAUUGAGCUGUUGCACUUCACGACGGUCCUGGUUCAAACCUACGGCCCCCAGCUUGAUGAGGCCCGUCGCGACAUCAUCAAGUGCACAUGGAACUUCAUCACCAGCGAGGACGCUAUGGUACGCCAGGUCGUGUACUUGCUCGCGGCCAACUUCUUUGCCGCGUACGACACGCCGGAGAAGUUCAUCCUCCGUGCUUGGACGGGUUUGCUGAAGCCACCGCACUACGAGUCUCGCACGCUCGUGAGACGGGCGCUCAAUAUACUGACGCCGAGCUUGCUGCGGUGCAAGUCGGCUGAGGACGGUUUCCCUGUGUGGGCGAAGACGACGAGGAGGUUGCUCGCCGAGGAGAGCCAUGGGCAGUCGCAGUUGAUCAUUGUCUACCAGGUCGUCGUCCGGCAAGCAGACCUUUUCUAUCCCGUGCGCGCACUGUUUAUACCUCAUAUGGUCAACUCGUCGCACAAACUCGGAAUGCACGGCUCAGCGUCUGCCGAGACGCGACAUCUGUCGAUCGAGCUGAUGCAGACCAUCGUCGACUGGGAGCAGGAGGCGGCGGAGCAGAAGCCGGAGCUGGAGAAGAAGGUCGUGGGCUUGAAGGCGGAGUUGGCGAAGAAGGGCGCGGAGUUGAAGGGAGCUGAGAGGAAGGAGAAGGAGGACGAGCUGAAGGCGGUCGAGCAAGAGUUAGCCAUCUUUUGGCGCACACCACUUCCGUUCCGCGAGAAUGUGGUCAGCUACCUCGUGCGGCUGACCACGGUGCAGCAUGAUAGCUCAUCGCGUACCUCCAUCAUCGGCCGCGCGUUGGCGCUGUUGAAGCAGAUCGUCGGAACAAACGGGUGGAAGGAUGUCACUGUCAAGUUGCACUUCUUUGGUAGGAUGUUUGAACAGGCCGAUCUUACGACUUUGAGCCCGGAUAAUUUCGCUGCCGCGCUGCUCUUCGCCAAGGUUCUGCAGGUUGUUACGAUUGAUAAGACCGAUCUGUGGUAUCAAGAUCCCGACAACGCCGUAGUCUUGUCAAAGCUCGUCCGCAAGGGGCUGCUCACCGACGUCGCCUUUCAAGAUGCCCUCCAUCCGAUCUUCGACCGUCUCGUGCCCCGUUGCCCAAAGAGGACGAAGAGCAGCACCCGUUGCUAUCCGACUUCCACCACUGGGUGA